AUGGUUCUCACAACCACCGUCCUCUCGAACGCCACGACUAAAUCUUCGCUUGUUGCCCCCCCUCCUGUUGGGAUGUGUGUAGGUUCCCCCUCAAUCGCCCCAUCCUUCAUCCCUGCAGCCGACGCCCAGGCCGUGGGAUCCCCUCCGCAAGUAGCAGCUCACCCUGGUCGCCUCAUCCUUAAACCCCCUUUUCCACCCUGCUAUCAUGCUGCCCCUCCCCUGCCCCUCCCCUGUCCCUCUCCUGCCCCUCCCCUGCCCCUCCCCUGCCCCUCCCCUGUUCUAUCUUGGGCCCUCAGGUGGCUCCAAAUCCCUGCUGCACUACCCUCCGCUCCCUUUGUGUCCUCGCCUGCUGUGCUCCCUGCCCCUCCUCUCAUUCUGUGCUCCCUGCCCCUCCUCUCAUUCUGUGCUCCCUGCCCCUCCUCUCAUUCUGUGCUCCCUGCCCCUCCUCUCAUUCUGUGCUCCCUGCCCCUCCUCUCAUUCUGUGCUCCCUGCCCCUCCUCUCAUUCUGUGCUCCCUGCCCCUCCUCUCAUUCUGUGCUCCCUGCCCCUCCUCUCAUUCUGUGCUCCCUGUCCCUCCUCUCAUUUUGUGCUCCCUGCCCCUCCUCUCAUUCUGUACUCCCUGCCCCUCCUCUCACUCUGUGCUCCCUGCCCCUCCUCGCAUUCUGUGCUCCCUGCCCCUCCUCUCAUUCUGUGCUCCCUGCCCCACCUCUGA
Messenger RNA from Closterium sp. Naga37s-1, 711 nucleotides. NCBI's taxonomy places the organism in Eukaryota, Viridiplantae, Streptophyta, Zygnematophyceae, Desmidiales, Closteriaceae. The record is from the annotation of a GenBank genome assembly.